Molecule: messenger RNA, 2454 nt
Organism: Cylindrotheca closterium
Lineage: Eukaryota; Bacillariophyta; Bacillariophyceae; Bacillariales; Bacillariaceae
Source: the annotation of a GenBank genome assembly
AUGUCGGCAGAUGGAACUAAUGUCGAUGCUUCUAUGAAUAAAGAAGCGUCCAAGGAAAGCACCAGCGAAUCACCUGGGGAUCAAAAUGACGGCGUCCCUGGUGCCAGUAGCGUUGUAGCAGAGAGUGCUGCUGAUACUGAUACUGCUGAUGCCCAACUUGACGAAAAUGUCAAGUCCAUGGAUGAUAAUAAUAACAAGGCAUCUAAAGGCGAUGAUACAGCUUCUGAAGCUCCAAGUGAAUCCAAGGACGCAGAUGCGUCUUCUACCAAAAAGGAAGCGGAACUCUCCACCUACAGCACCCGUGGUCGCAGCAGCAAUGAUCCAGACUUCGACAGUCGAGUCGCUCGUGAAGCACUUGAGGAAAUUGGUCGCAAAGAAUCCAGUUCGACAACUUCUCUAGGAGCCUCCUUUCUGGAAUCUCUCAGUGAGGAGGAGCGUCGAUCCCGUACCCGGUAUCUUCCGGAAGUGGACGGAAUGCAUUCCUUGCGCAAAUUGGAAAUCAAGGAAGAUUUGCAUUUGGCGCGAGCUCUUCUUGCUUCUGCAAGUUCUAUAACGGGAAAAAAGAAAAAGAGGGGCAGCCGCAACGAUGAAGGCGCCAUGGAUGUGGAUGGAGGUGGUGUCCUUUCUCCCGAUGAAGAUAUUUCAGAAACCCCUCGAUCUGGGCACAUUGUAGAAAUGAGAUCCCGAGAUUUGAUCAUUCCGUGUCAAGCCUUUGUGGCACCACCUGGUGUCAUGGUCGAUGAAGAGGGUGGAACCAGUCCUGUUCCACCUAAGAAUGGCGUUCAAUCUCCUUUGGAGGUCGACAGCGUCACUGCCUUCAACCCUCCAAGACCUCCUGAAUCCAUUGGUGCCAAGAAGAAGCACCGUAUGUUGCGAUGGGAACGUCGGCCUGAAGAUGUCGAAAGUGACCUCAACAACUAUCGCAAGACGGUCCAAAGAACUCGCCAAGAGUUGCAAAAUGCCGAAACUGAAUACGGGCGCCUUCAGACUGUAGAUGCACAUUUGCGUUGGCACUUUUUGAAUCACCUGAAUUUGUUGAAUGAUGAAUAUGUGCGAUUGAAUGGUGAAAUGGGAUUGGUCCAACAAGAGUGUAUCAAGGCUGCCGAUCUAGUUGCCUCUCGGACCCGCAGUCGGGGUGCCGGCAAGGGUAGCUACGUCAUGAGAGAUGUUUUGAAUGUUUUGAAACAACGUCAAACUGAGAAUCCGGAUGAAAUGCAAACGGACAUUAACGAAGCAGCUGUACAGUCAUUACUUCCAGCCAUUGUUCCUGGCAUUGGUGGGGUUCCCUUUGCGACUCUCAAAGAUUUCAAAAACGAUACCACCAUUGAAAUGAACAAACCUGCAAAUGCAUGGAUUGUAGCUGGUGACAAGGUUGAGACUCCCUAUGGAAAGGGAGAGGUCGUCGCUGUUCGUGCUGCUUCUGUGGAUCGUACGAGCGGAAAGGCUUCUUCUAAGAAUUCGGCAGGAGGCGAGGAUCCAAGCAAUGCUGAUUCCUCAAAGCCGGGUGAAAAGUUGGAAGAGUACAAGCCGGCAGCGAUCUUGCCACCUGUUAUAUCCGUUCGAUUGCCCUUUGGAACUGGUCACUUCACCAUGUCACAAAUCAAAGUCCUAGAGUCUCCAGCUUCCUUUACGGAUAAGCAGUUGGCCAAGCGAUGGGAAAGCAUGGUCGAGACGGCUAUGGAUGUCGGUGGGGCCCUCGAUGUGGGAGCCAUGUCAUCGCUGGAUGUUGUACCAGCCGAAGAAGAGAUUGAUGAAGACGCGGUCAUGGACGUGGAUAGACCUGCGGCUUCGAACGAUGAAGAGAAUAACGACGCCUUGGACGACGAGGAUGCACGAUUCCUACCAUUUGGAUCUGGUCUCAUGCCAACAGCCUAUGGGCGGGGUGUUUUCCUUGCUACCAUGCCUUUGGAAGAGCUUGAGAAGGAAAUUCACCACGCACUUCAUGAUGGAGAAGGAGUUCUUGGAAGACCAACGAACCCUGGAGUACCAGAUGACAUCAAGGAGUGGGAGAAACAACAACAAGAGUUCCUUACUCUGAAGGCAGAAUCUUUACACCUUCGGAAUAAUUUGUUUCGGCAACGACGAAUUCGAUUGUUGAACACGCGAACUAGGGAUUCGGCUGUCGACCGCUACGAAAGGGCCGAGUCCCUAGUAGCGGAAAUGAGAGUCGACUUGAAGAGUCUCAUUGGUCGCCUCGACACAGACCUUAAGGAAUUGGGAAUCAAUGAAGAUAUGGCAGAGAAAAUUCUUGCUGACUUUUACCGUGGAGAAGACGAAGAGGAAGGGGAAGCUUCGCCAUUGAAGCGUCAACGCCGAUCGACAAGAACCGACGAGGAAAUUGAUGGUGAUGUGAUUGCGUACCGAGAAGGAGCAAGCGAUCGAGAAUCGUUUGAAGAUCUUUCUGGCGACGAAAUGGAAGCUCAUCGUGCCAAGAAGAUUCGUCCUAGUCAGUAG